This is a messenger RNA of Didymodactylos carnosus, 1131 nucleotides long. The record is from the annotation of a GenBank genome assembly. Lineage: Eukaryota; Metazoa; Rotifera; Eurotatoria; Philodinida; Philodinidae.
AUGAGUAUUGAUAAGAGGAAUAAUGAAGAUGACAUUGAAGACAGACAAAAUAUGGUUGAAAAACAUCAUUGUAAUUCCAGUCAUAACUCGAAUGCUAUUGAUUCUUAUGAUGUCGACGAUGCUGAUGAACAAAAACAUUUUCAAAAAGUUGUUAAUGCGUUUCUUUAUUACAGAUCUUAUGCUCGAAAUCGUAUUCGUCGUUCAUUUCAUUAUUACGGUCAAUUAUCUGAUGCUCAUAAACAAUUACUACCAAAAUUUGAGUCUCACUUAGCGUUAAUAUUAAAACGAAUUGAUAAAAAUUACAAUGUACUAAAAAAUAUUUUACAAGGAUGUGAUCAUUUAUUUGAAAAUCAAAAUCGUUCAUUUGACCUGCCAUCAUCUACUGCCUCAAAUGAUGAAUUAAAUAUGUCCGACCAAGAUGAAGUAAAUCCACCGGCAGGUGUUUUAUCGAUGGACAUGGAUAAAAUUAAAACGACAUUAAAACAAUUUGUCAGAGACUGGACUGAAGAAGGUAAAGAAGAACGAAAUAGUUGUUAUCAACCAAUUAUUGAUGAAAUAGUAGCACGUUUACCAUUACAAAAAGAGCCAAAUGAAUUUUGUAACGAUGUUUCAUAUAUUCAAAUUCUUGUGCCUGGUGCUGGUUUGGGCCGAUUAUCUUGGGAAUUAGCUCGUCUAGGUUAUGCGUGUCAAGGAAAUGAAGUUAGUAUGUACAUGUUAAUUGCAUCUCACUAUGUUCUGAACAGAUGUCAACAAGUGAAUGCAACAACUAUUUAUCCAUGGGUACUUCAAUUUUGUAAUAAUUAUUCUAACGAAGAUCAGUUAAGAGCUGCACGUUUUCCUGAUGUUGAUACUUCAAGUUUACCACAAAAUGCUCGAUUUUCAAUGUCAGCAGGUGACUUCUUGCAUGUUUAUAAUGAACCAGGCCCAUUACUGUAUCAUUUUGAGGACAUGGUGGGAGAAAUGAGUAUUGAAAUUAGUUAUGUUGAUCUUCGAUCUGUUAUAUUAAAAUAUGGUUUUCAAAUUUUGACCGAAAAUUAUCCAAUUCGAACUGGUUACAUAAAAAAUGCACGAUCAAUGUUGCAUUAUGAAUAUGAUUGUGUAUUUUUUGUGGCAUAUAAACCUACCAAUUGA